GCUGUCUGUGCCUUUGGGUUUUGCAUAGUUAGUUGUUAGUAAAUCGUGAGAUAAUAUACCGAUUAACGAAACUGUUCGUUAAAGUAAUGUUUUGGUCGCUAAAGAAGAAGCUGCACAUAUUGCUAGGUUAACAUCGCCGAAUACAAAUAGCUUUCCUCUUUUUCUUUCGUGAUUUGUGCUUCCAAAAACACUGAGGAAAAAAUAACUUUAAAAAUACACCUAAAGGUCGCCCGAUCUGAAAGGUUACAUUACUGAAGUAUUCAGCUGGCUUGGGUGGUACUACAGUCUUUGGGCACUGUUUAAGUUAUUGUCAGGAACUUAAGGAGCUAGCUUGUCAGGAAUAUCAUGUUCAGCUUGUCAGGAAUCUCCAAGGGUAACCAAUGCAGUUGUGACACUCAACAACUAGUGUUUUUCGUGAGGGUUGGGCGCAGUUAUACCUGGUUGUCGUAACCGCACUCACUUGAUAUUUGCUCUUUUUUCUUCUUUUUUGCGUUAAUGUGUGCCUGGAAAGACAGUUCCGUUUGUAUCCAUUUCGUGUGUGUAGUCAGUAGUUCCUGCAAACAGGAGGCCCAGGAAGUUUUCGAAUAGAAAGUUUUAACACACCAUAGAAAAUGUUACUGUCUCUGGUUGUGCACGUGCACUCGUUGAGGUACUGGAUUCCAGCGGCUGUUAUGUUAGGCACCGCUCCGACUUACUUACUCUCAUGGGGUGUGUGGCGAGCACUAUCCUUGGUCAUACCAGCCAGGCGGUACCACGCGGUGGACGACUAUCUAUAUUCUUACUACCAGAGUAUGGUCCUCUUCUUUUUUGAAAAUUACACAGGGGUUGAGAUCAUUAUAUAUGGCAACAUACCAAAAAACAAAGAGAAUGUAGUCUACCUUGCCAACCAUCAGUCCACAGCGGACUGGAUCAUCGCCGAUAUGCUGGCCAUACGUCAGAACGCGCUUGGCCACGUGAGAUACGUCUUAAAGGAUGGCCUGAAGUGGCUUCCCCUGUAUGGAUGGUAUUUUUCUCAGCAUGGGGGUGUUUAUGUAAAGAGAAGUGCCAGGUUCAAUGAAAGGGCCAUGAGAAAGAAGCUCCUUUCUCAGACAGAGUUGGGCGCACCAAUGUAUCUUGUCAUUUUCCCAGAGGGAACCCGAUACAACCCUGAACUCAAAAAAGUGAUAAACGACAGUCAGGCAUUUGCUGCUAAAGAAGGGCUAGCUGUGCUGAAACAUGUCCUGACCCCGAGAAUGAAAGCCUCCCAUGUAGCUAUAGACGCCAUGAGGAACCACCUGGAUGCGGUUUAUGACAUCACUGUGGCGUACGAGGGAACCCUGACCCCAGGUGGCCAAAGGAAACCAGCCCCUUCAAUGCCAGAAUUCCUGUGUAAGGAAUGCCCCAGAGUUCACAUUUACUUUGAACGUGUGGACAUCCAGGAGAUUCCUCCCGAGCCCAUCUUUUUCCGCAGGUGGUUGCAUGAACGGUUUGAGAUCAAGGAUAGGCUGCUGACCUCCUUCUAUGAAUCUGAGGAGUCGCAGGAGAAGUGCAGGUUUCCUGGAGAGGGUGGAAAGUCCUCUCUCCGCCUCAGAGAGACCUUGCCCUCAAUGAUGAUUCUCAGCGGUGUGACUGUUCUGAUGCUGCUAAAUGAGAGAGGUAGAAAAUUCUACCUUAGAACUUGGAUCUGUGGAACUCUCUUAGGAUGGAUAUGGGUCAAUGUGAGCCCCUAAGCUAGAGAAAGAAAAGAAAAAAAAAAACCUGCCAUUUUACCAUGUGAUCAUAUCAGUAUGUCAUGAUGGUUUCAUUUCUUCCAUGACCACUCAGUGUUUCUGUUAGACAUCUUUGUGGCGUUGAAGUGUUUGAUCUUUCAUAAUUACGUCCAUAUGGGAGGCACAUAGCAUACCUUUGACUUUCCAAAUACAUUUUGACAUCACAGAAUGACUUUUCAUUUUGACCCUUGUCUUUGUCUUUUGAUGUGUGUUGUCUUAAUUUUCUUCUCACCCAGGGUGCGUCAAAUUUGUCACCUUAAAAAAUGCUAGACAAUAAAUCUUUUGAAAGAUUAGAUUUUGCUCUAUAUUGGAAACAGAAGCAUACAACAUAGAUUUUGAUUUAAAUGUAUCAUGAUGAAAAGGUCUUUUACAUGAUACAUGAUCAGUUAGGUCUCUAAAAGAAA
This is a messenger RNA of Chanos chanos (milkfish), 2152 nucleotides long. It is a transcript of the gene agpat5, whose product is annotated as 1-acylglycerol-3-phosphate O-acyltransferase 5 (lysophosphatidic acid acyltransferase, epsilon). The record is from RefSeq and is a predicted model, not a curated record. Lineage: Eukaryota; Metazoa; Chordata; Actinopteri; Gonorynchiformes; Chanidae. Gene Ontology annotation, biological process: phosphatidylinositol acyl-chain remodeling. Gene Ontology annotation, molecular function: acyltransferase activity. Bases 612 to 1709 code for a protein of 365 amino acids. The transcript has 8 exons. Gene Ontology annotation, cellular component: endomembrane system; mitochondrion; endoplasmic reticulum.